Oldenlandia corymbosa var. corymbosa is the source of this 276-nucleotide messenger RNA. Lineage: Eukaryota; Viridiplantae; Streptophyta; Magnoliopsida; Gentianales; Rubiaceae. The record is from the annotation of a GenBank genome assembly.
AUGACAGAUAAAAGUGAGAAUAGAGGAGCGCCGCAAAUGGACAAGAAGGAAGAAGGCAAAUUAGAAGGCCUACCAGUGGGAACCAGUCCCUACACUCAGUAUAAGGAUUUGGAGGAUUACAAGCAGCAAGGCUAUGGAGCUCAGGGCCAUCUCCAACCACAACCUGGGCGAGGCGCGGCUGGCUCCGUCGAUGCCCCCACCGAAGCCGGCGCCAAAGCCACUCCGGCAGCACAGCUUUCUUCCACAGAUGUCAUCAAUAAACAGGGCGUUUCUUAA